AUGGGGUUAAUCAUCGGACUUUUAAAGAGAAUAUUUAAAUUGUUAAUAUACUUUGGAAUAUUUGUAGCAAUUGUGCUUGUUAUUCCUAAUCUGCCCCCCUAUACAAAGUUCACGGAAAUAAAGGUUGAACCAACUCUGCCAAGAACCGGUGUAUUAUCGCCCAAUGGAGCUUUAAAUAACGCACAGAAAUUAUUUACCGGAAAAAUAAUAGGACCUGAAGCGUUCCGCAUAUUUAAUAAUGAACUUUACACUGGACUUGCGACUGGCGAAGUAGUAAAGAUUUCCCCUAGUGGUCAUAUAACAUUUGUUACCAAAAUAGGCCAGCCUUGCACUGGCCUUUUUCAAGAACAUGUUUGUGGACGCCCACUUGGAUUAGAUAUAGACGAAAAAAAUAAUUUGUUGUAUGUGGCCGAUUCAUAUUAUGGCAUAUGGAAAGUUAAUCUAAAGACUGAGAAGAAACAGUUGCUGGUUUCACCUAAUGUAGAAAUAGAUGGUAAAAAAGUAAAAACUUUUAAUGGUGUCACUUUGGACAAAAAUGGCAACCUUUACUGGACACAUUCAUCAAGUGAUUUUGAUUUGAAGGAUGGUGCAAUGACAUGUCUUGCUGAUCCAUCUGGGCGGUUACUGUAUUAUAAUUCAGCAAAAAAUCAAAGUGAAGUUCUACUUGACAAUCUUUGGUUUGCUAAUGGUGUGGCAAUUUCACCAGACAAUGAAUUUGUGCUUGUUGCUGAAAGUGGUCAUUAUCGAAUAAAAAAAUACUUUAUUAAUGGACCAAAGAAAGGAAAGUCUGAAGUGUUUGUAGCAGGGUUACCAGGUGUCCCUGAUAACUUCAGAGUCCUGCCUGAUGGUUCAGGAAUUCUCGCUGCAUUGUAUGUGGUUAUUGAUGAUGAAACUCCGCUCAUAAUGCCACCACCUCUAAAGAAAGCCUUUUCAAAGAGAGAAUAUCCAAGUGCUCCUACUAAAACAAACCAGGAAGCAAAGAAAAUACCGCCCUCCCCUAAAACUGAAUCCAUUACCACAAAUAAAGUGGUAAAAGAUAAAGUUAAAGUGGUGGAAAUUAAAGACAUUCCCCAGGCUGCUAAGCCUUCAGUACAAAACACACCACUAUCUAAUAAGCAAAUAAAGAUCAAUCAAGGAAUGACUGGGGGAAAGAAAGAAGAUAUAGAAAAAUCGAAAGCGAUAGAAACUGAAGCGAAAUCAAAACCAGUUGAAAUAAAGCCAAUCAAAAAAGAAACAGAGACCAAACCUAAACCAGUAAAAACACAAACUAUAAAACAAAAAACAGAAAGCAAAUCCAAACCUAUUGAAACAAAAACAAUUAAAGAAGAAGCCGAAAUCAAGACAAAAUCUGGUGAAACUAAAACAGAAAACCAAAUCAAACCUAAGUCUAUACAAUCGAAAGAAGUCGAAAAUAAGAAAGCACCGAAUGAUAAAACACCUACAACUGAACAGGAUAAUGUUAAAAUAGCAAAAGAGACUAUUAAUUUAAAUAAAAAGGUAGAUGGGACUCAAAAAUUGGAUAAAGACCCUAAACAAAAACAUGAGAAACAGAAUAAUAUUAAGUCAAAACCAGUUAAAGUGCCUCAUGACAAGUUAUCAGAACCCAAGUUUGAAGCAAUAAAAACUUCUACUGAGAAACCAAAUGUGCACAAAGUACAACCAAAGCCUACACCUGACCAAAUUCCAGUGAGAGAGGAUAUUCCCUCAGAGCGGAUUAAGCCUCCUAAAGAAACAUUAAAAGUAAUUAAAAAGAGUGGACCAGUUGAAAUCCCUAAUCCUAAU
Molecule: messenger RNA, 1782 nt
Organism: Iphiclides podalirius (scarce swallowtail)
Lineage: Eukaryota; Metazoa; Arthropoda; Insecta; Lepidoptera; Papilionidae
Source: the annotation of a GenBank genome assembly